GGGACACAUUUCACUGACAUACUUAAAUACUUCCAUGCUGUUUAAUAUCUAGAAUACAGAAUUGGAAGCUCGUCAACCAGGCAGCGGGUGACGCAUCAGGAUGACAAACAUCAGGCGGUAUUUUGUCAACCACCUGCUCACCUUCUCCCUCCAGAAUGGGGAAGUGCAGAACGUGGAGGAGGCCCAGUCCCGCCUCCUCUUCCUCGCUGAAAGUGACAAGCUGUGGAGCCAACAGAUGCUGCUGGAUGUCGGACCAGAUGCUGUUUAUCUGAGAGACAUACAAACCAAAGAGGAGAUAGAACAGUACUUCUUCGACUCCAUCUUCCGCUGCGAGGCCGUCAACUCGGAGGAACUCUUCCCGUCCCUCCUCCUCCUGGUGAGCCAAAGCGCUAGUGAGAAGAAACCGGACAUUCUCUACUUCAGCUGUGAGCCGGUCAAGGCGGAGGUCAUCUGUGACAGCAUCACACAGGCCGUUUCCAAGUUUAACAAGACCAAACAGACCAUUCAGGAUCCAAUCAGGUAUUCCCACGGUGGCGCAGAUAUGAUUGACCCCUAUGGAAUUCCGAACCCACCUAUUCCACAUGCUCCCAAUGCCCCGCCAACCAACCCACCACCCUACCCUGGACGUAGAGCAAACGGAGGCCCCGACGUCACCUUACUCCGAGCCGAGAGAGAAGUGUGCAUCCUCAACCACUGUUUCGACGACAUCGAGAGCUUCAUGUCCAAGCUGCAGCAGACGGCCGAGGCCGCCGUCGUGCUCAAAUCGAGGAACAAGAAGAAGAAAAGCAAAACGAGCGCAGAAGAGGACCUACUCACCAUCAGGGCCAGGCCUCCGCCUGAGCAGGAGUUCAUUGAUAUCUUCCAGAAGUUGAAAUAUUGCUUCAGCCUGCUGGCUCGUUUGAAAUCAGCCAUAUCCAAUCCUUCAUCAGAAGAGCUUGUCCAUCAUGUCUUCAAACCUCUGGAUAUGAUGGUGAAGACAACAGGGGGGCCAGCACUCGGGGCCUCCGUGUCCAGCCCCGCCCUGACUACGGCUGCCGUGUCCCUGCUACAAGACAACCUGAACGUGGAGGAGAGGCAACUGUGGACGUCGCUGGGUCCCAACUGGACGCAUGCUCGCUCGGAGCUGAGAGGGCCCAUAGCGCCCUACACCCCAGUGUUCCUCGAUGGCUGGAAGCCAGAGACGUUCAGGGCGGACGGGCAGGUUUGGGAGGAUCCGGUCGAGUCACAGCACAAACAUGAAGCCCUCCGAGUCAAACAAGAGCAACAAGCCCAGCCUCCUAACAACCACAUGAAUGAUGAAACAGACAGCCAAGGACAUUAUCAUGAAGCUGCAAAAGUCUACAGCUGCAGUUACGACUUCAACGCCAGGAACAACACUGAGCUGUCCGUGCAACAAGGCGAUACGCUCGAGGUGCUGGAGUCCUCCAAACGCUGGUGGAAGUGUCGCAAUCGCUUCAACCAGGUGGGCUUUGUUCCCUUCAACAUCCUGGAGCCCGCGGCUCACGUAGAGAGUCCCGUCACCAGCAUCAGGCCGCCCUCUGCUCCAGGCCCGCCUCCCCUCCCCAAGACCUUCACCAGCGUGCCACCCAGCCCACCUAGUCUGCCACAGAACCCUCCUGUCUCACGGCCACACAGCCAGUCCGCCUACAUCCAGCAAGCACCUGCAGUAGAAGACGACAAAGUUAUGAUGGUGAAUGACGAGCUACUCCAGAGGCUGACCAACGGAAAGGCCAUCAACAAACCUCUGGUCAUCCCUCGAUCCACGGAGACCUCCCUUCCUCUCGACUAUCACUCCGACUCAGAGGAGGUGAUGCAGUGGCUCCGAGGGAAAGGCUUCAGUGACCCGACGGUCACAUGUUUGGGAGUCCUGACAGGUGCUCAGCUGUUCUCCCUCAACAAGGAGGAGCUGCGUAGCGUUAUUCCAGAGGAAGGCGCUCGAGUAUACAGCCAGCUGGCGGUGCAGCGAUCUCUGCUGGAGGAUGCUCGAAGGGCCACGGAGCUGGAAGCAGUCAUGGAGAAACAGAAAAUGAAGGUGGAUCUGAAAAUAGAGAGCAGCACAUUGUGAGAUGUGUCAUAGAUGGACUAUAUAGCAAUAUAAUAUAUACAUACCUGAAAAGAA
This is a messenger RNA of Nerophis lumbriciformis (worm pipefish), 2119 nucleotides long. RefSeq names its product epidermal growth factor receptor kinase substrate 8-like protein 1. The record is from RefSeq and is a predicted model, not a curated record. Gene Ontology annotation, biological process: Rho protein signal transduction; regulation of Rho protein signal transduction; positive regulation of ruffle assembly. Gene Ontology annotation, molecular function: actin binding. Gene Ontology annotation, cellular component: plasma membrane; vesicle; ruffle membrane. NCBI's taxonomy places the organism in Eukaryota, Metazoa, Chordata, Actinopteri, Syngnathiformes, Syngnathidae.